UAGGGGUCCCUGCGGCCCAGGCAGUAAACACAGACACGUGCAGACUUGUGUCCAGCGGCUGAGUGGGGAUUGUCGCCUGUCUCAGCUUUCCUCUCAUAUAUCCAAGUUUCCUCUCCGGGAUGAAGGAGGCCGCCCUGGAGCACACUUGAAGCCUCCCUAGCACCACAGCAUGAAGGACAAUAGCAAGAUGAAGCCACAGCGGCAGGCUCACCGUACUGCCAACACCUUCACUUUCCGGGGGUUUGGGGAGCAGGUGCGCCGGCUCAGAGUCUCAGCUGGCAAGUUCCUCCUGCAGCGUCCACGGACUGAAGAAGGCGAGGAGACAACUUUCCUUCACCAAGCACUUGUGAAGGCACGAGAACUGAACUUGACGCAAGCCUUCCAGGAUUUCCAGAAUGAGCUUGGGGGUGACCUGCAACACCUGACACAGCUGGUGCACCAGGAACAGCAGGUGGCCAACUGCCUGGCACGCCACUUGGCUCUUUCAGACACCCCAGCUCUGCAGGCUCUCCUGGACCUGCUGGUGGCCUUUGCCAAUGACCUACCACAAGAGUUUUACCAACGGCACUUUUACAACCUGCUGCCGGUGUUGAUGGGACAACUGGCAUCUCGGGAACCAGAGCGGCUGGAGGCAGUGUUCCUUUGCCUGGCAUCUUUGCUGGUGGUGCUGCAGCGGUACCUGCGCACUGACCUGGCCCGCCUCUACCACCACCAGGGGUAUGCUAGUCUCCUUUCCCCAGCCCAGCCUUGGUAUAUCAAUGAGCUGGCAGCCCAGACCCUCAGCUUCCUGGUAAGGAAAGCUUCAGGGCAGGAGGCAUUCCUCCGGGGCAUCAUCAAGGGGCUGGGCCAGGGGCAGGGGGGCCCAAAAGGUGUUGGUCGCUUGGUGGCAGCUGUGAUGAAGUCUGACGUGGUGCAGCGGCUCCACAGCUCGGCAGGCAACAUACUGGCUGUCUUGCUUGGCCUUCUGGGUGAUAGUGACAUCCUGCACGGCCCAGCGCUGGAGAGCAUCACCUAUGCAGUGCAGCAGGUGGCCCACCAUGUCACCAGCAAGCAUCCUGAUGGUGCCACCUCUUGGCAGGCUGGCUGGGCCCAGGAUGCACAGCUAGUGUGGCCUGCCUUGUGGCGUGCUGUGGCCAACCUUCUCCCUCUAGGCAAUACCUCUGCCAUCCAGCACCUGCAGGCUGUGAUGCAAGUGGUGCAGGCCUGGGUGGACUACAAGCAGGCAAUUCUGAUAACUGACCCAUCAGAGGCUCUGACACAGUGCCUUGCUGUGGCACAGUGCCAGAUCCCUGAAGAACUAGGCACUAUCACAUGCAGCAUUGUGGCUGUGGUCCUCACCUCCCCUCACCUCCACAUCCACACCACCACCCUCUGCCAGGUCCUCCACACCCUGCUGGCCUCCCCCCUGCCACACCACACCAAGAUCACCUUUGUCAGCUGCCUGUUUGAGCUGGCCAGGUUUGAUACAGAGGUGCUGCCUGAGGUGCUCUUCUACCUGGAUGGACUCACCAGCUGUGCAGCAGGUCAGGAUAUGCACCGGGAGGUUUUGGCCACACUGGCUGCCCUCAUCCUAAAGAAGCAGCCUCCAUGCCAGAGUGGAAUGGAUCUGUCUUCCUGGAAGGUCUAUCCCUUGACUUUCUCCCAGGGUGAGGGUGGUGCAGAUGCCUCCAUCCCAGCAUUAGUGGAAGGCAAACUGAGGGCUGGCUUGGAGGAGGAUCUCUCCAAUCUGGAAGAACUGGCCCUGUGUCUGUCUGUAGUGGCCCAUGUCCAGCCUUUGGACCACCAGGAGCUGGCCCCUCAUCUCACCUGGUUGCUCUCCCAGCUCCUGGAGACAUUCACUGACAGCACUGCCAAAAUUGUGGAGAAUGACAAGCCAGCAGUAGUCAAGAAGAAGGGAAAGGCCAAGGCAGAGGCAGCAGUUGUCCUGGAUCUCAAUGUGAAGUAUGACCUCCCUGCAGCCAUCUGCAGAUCACUGGCACUGCUUGGGAUGCUGGUAGAGGCCAUGGCACACAUUCUGUCAGGAGCAGAUUUCCUGGCAUGUCUUGAUCCCCGGCAGCUGCUGGAGGUGGUGAGGGAGCGGCCGCAGUACAGAGGCAAUGUCCACUUCCUGCGGGCAAUGGGUCUUCACUUUUCAGUGGCCCAGAAGGAGAACAAUGAGGUGAUGAAUGAAAACACCCUGAGGGAGGUGUACAGUGUUCUGGCACCCUGUCUGGCCUCUCCAGACCCACAGGUCAGACUGUUGGUGCUCCACAUUUUCUCCCUGUUCCCAGUCAGCCUGCCAACACCACUGGAGGACACAGAGGCUGUGGAGGGCAUGUUCCAAGUCAUGCUGAAAGUUGAGUGUGUGGCCAUCACACCCUGGGAAUACAAGAACCGCUUGCGCCACCUCUCUCAGCUGGACGCUGAGCAUGUGGUGCCUCACCUGCCUACCUGUGGUGCCUUCAGGGAGGCACCCCUAUUGCUGUUCCUGGGCCAGCUCUAUGUUAAUUUCAAGGACAUCUGGGAACCUGUCCUCAAGGCAAUCUCCAGCUUUGCUCACAGCCUCCCUGACCACCACUUCUGGCCUUUGUGGUUCUCCCAGCUGACCAUUGCCUCACACUUCACCAAGCAGGUGCUCCAGGGAAAGGAGGUUGACCCUGAUAAUGACCUGGGGCUGGAGACAGAGGUCCUUGGGGAAAUUCUCCAUUAUCUCUCAUCUCAUAGAGGCUUUGCACAGAUACCCCUCAAGCCAGACCACCUCAAUUACCGUAACCUGCUGUGGAGGGCGAUGGCCAUGUUCCCCCACGUGUGUGAGGUUCGGAACAGGGAUGUGGUGCCUCUGUUUUUCUCCUUCCUAGAGGAAGAACUGUACCCUGCUGACUCCAGUGUUGCCCCCACACAGGACCUGAGCAUCCAGCAGCUGGAUGAGAGCACAGAGGAGGCAGCUGAGGCAGAGCAGCAGGUUGAGGACACUGAGACAAGCAAUGCUGAAGAUAGCCAAACUGGCACUGGCAGCCCUUCAGAGGACCAGGAGACAUUGUCCUCCGGUGAAGCUAAGCCACUUAAAAAGUCACAGGCUAGCAAUACCCAGUCCACCACCAUCAUUCCUCCUCCACGGCGAGCCCCCAUCAAAUCCCUGUGUGAGCAGCUGACUGUACUCUCCAAGUUCCACAACCCACGCAUGGUGCUACAUGCCCAGCACCUGGAGCACACUUACCACCAGCUGCUGAGUCACCCACUGCCAGGUGUUCAGCGGCUUGCCCUGGACUGCAUCAUGAGCUACAGCCAUGCACACCUGACUCCAUACAGAGAGAGCCUCUACAGGAUUGUGGAUGACCGUUCUUUCAAACAUGCCCUCACUCUCUUCAGCAUCGACGGCAGUGAGCAGAGUGUGGAAGAGGAGCAUCGAGGGAGCCUGCUGCCCUGCCUGCUGCGCCUGCUAUAUGGCAAGAUGCACCACAAGACAGGGCCCAACACUGCUGGCCGGGGCAAGAUUGCAGCCAGGAAGGCAGUAGUGCUGAGGUUUCUGGCUGGAACUCGGGAGGCAGAGCUGGGCACCUUCCUGGACCUGUCCUUUGAGGUGCUGGCACCUCAUUUAGAAGGUUCAACAUUGACAGUGGUGACCCGUGCCCGCUCCAGCCUGGACCUGCAGCAGACAGUGCCACUGAGCCGUCUGCUGAGUGCCCUCACCACUUUACAGAACAUUGUUGACAAAAUUGGAAAUCUUCUGACGGAGCGUGUACCUUUCCUGCUGAAAGUGACACUGUACAUUGCUGCUGCAGCAGACAGCUUGUUAGGCCAGCGGGCCAAGAUGGCACCCCGUCACAUCUCCUUCCUGAAGCAUCUGCGACAGCUGGCCCAGCGCCAAGUGGAGACCUUCUUCAGCCGGUUUGCAGAGUACCAGUGGUCAGCAGAGGAGCUGGAGGCAGUGUUUGAGGCAGUUGUUUGGCACAGCCUGCCUCGCCUUCCAGAUGAAGGCCUUGUUUCCCCCUCUCCACUCCUGGAACUCUUCUGCUGCUGGGCACAACACCCUCGCUACAUGCCCUUGCUUGCCCGCCACCACCCUAGCCAGACCUCCCUCACCCCCCUGCCAUACCUGGUGCAGCUCUUGCGUCAUCCCAAGUGUAGCUCCACCGUGGUCUCCUCCGUGCUGUCCUUGGUGGAGCACCUGCUCACCUUGCCAGACUCUAUUCCAGAACAGGGGGAGCCAUUGCCUCUAAGCCCUCACAUGCUCCCCAUGGAGCGCCGGCCCUCACGUGACGGUGAGGCGGACAUGAACUAUGGUACUGCCCUCCUCACCCGACACCUUGACCCUCUCCUACAGAGCCUGGGGACCCACCUGGCCAAGGUGGGCCAGGGACAGGCAGUGGCUGCACGUGACCUCAACAUUCUGAGUAGCUUGACACGGUGGGUCACCAGCACAGAGGUCAGUGGUGAGCUGCUGAGCCUCAUCGUGCCCAUGAUGGCUAAGCACCAGGUCAAGAAGGAGGAGAAGGUGUCCCAGCUGCUGGCUGCCUGCUGCCACCUGCUGGGGGUAGUGAAGGAUCCUGAACAACACCUGCGGUCCCUACUCUCCAUGUUUGGAUGGGUUGGCCUCCGCCAGGCCCGGGAACACCUGUGUCAAGCCUUUGUUGUACUGGCCGGCACCAACUCUGCCCUACAACAGCUGGCCAUAACUGCAGUGGAUCUCAAUGCCUGGAGCACCAGAGCGGUGGAGGAGGUGGACUUUGAGCGUCGCCUGGCCAGAUACCGCACUCUCACCCAGUUCCUGGCUGACCUGCAGCAGCUGGACCUGCCCAUGAGUCUCCUGCUGGUGCACCACAACAUGUUUGUCUUACAGCACCAGGAGGAUGCUGCCCUGCGUGAUGUGGCUGCCCUCUGCCUCACACAGCUGGUGGAUGCCUGUGCCCGCCUGAAGGAGUCACAGCGCUCCAUGGCCAAGGAGGUGGUGGUGGAUCGCUUGCUACCUCAGGUGCGGGCUGCCCUGCGUGGGGAGCGGGAAGUGGUGCGGCUCGAGGCGGUGGCCGUGCUGCGCCAUGUGGUGCACACCUGCCCUGACCUGCACCCUCACCUGGCUGACUUGCACCAGCUGGCAGACACCACAGAUGAAGACACAGACUUCUUCAGCAACAUGCAGCACAUCCAGCGGCACCGGCGGGCCAGGGCACUGUCCAGGCUGGUGGAUAAGUUGGUUGCUGGCACCCUCACCAUGACACCAGAGACUCUCACUGACUACCUGUUGCCGUUGGCCUCUGUCUACCUGUUCAAGGAUGAGUAUGUGAGUGAUGAGUACCUGAUGGCUAGCUGUGUGGCCACCAUUGGGGCUGUGGCUGGCUGUCUGCCCUGGUUUCCCUACCAGAGGCUGCUGAGGCACUACCUUGGCCUCAUGCUAAAAGGGGACCUCAAGCACCUGCGACUUGGAGUGAAGGUGAUAGAUGCCAUCCUGGAUGCCUUCCAUGAGGAGGUGGAGGAGUGCAGGCAGCUCAGGCCAGCCAGGUCAGGCAGAGGGAAGGGAGAUGGCCAGCACAGAUCAUAUGAGCAGCAGCAGCAGCAGGCCAGAGCUGGUGAAGGGCAGGAGGCCUUACAGAAAGAUAAAGAAGAGGAAAAACCUGAGGAAAGUAGAGCUGGUGAUGAGGAUGAUGUCAAAAUGGAUGGUAAAGAGGAGGAAGAUGAUGAUUUGGAUGAGGAAGAAAAGAAAGAUAAGAAGCAGCAGGACUCGACUGCCUCCCCUACCCUCACCCGCCCUCAGAAGGUGUACCGUGCCCUGGUGGGCUCCAUCAUCCCCCAGAUACAGCGAACACUGGGCUGCCGCACCAGGGCAGAGAUGGAGCACAAGGUGAACCGCAGUAAAGUCCCUGAGGAUGAGGACAUCAAACGCAUCCCACUGGCAUUUGCCCUCAUCAAGCUGCUGAAGAAGAUGCCCCGUGCCGCCCUCAAUGCCCACGUCAAUGGUGUCCUCAUGAAGAUCAUCACCUUCUUGAAAUGCAAGGCUGAGGGCAUCAGGGAGGAGGCACGCAAUAUGCUGGUGCGCAUCAUGGUGGAGCUGGGCGGCCGCUACCUCCCCUGGCUGGUCAACGACAUGCGUGCCAUCCUCACCCGUGGAUUCCAGACCCACGUUCUGGUGUACACCUUGUAUGCUGUGCUCACCCAGCUGCGGCCCAGCCUAGCCCCAGACCACCUUGACACCUGUACGGUCCAGCUGGUGGAGGUGUGCAAGGAGGACAUUCUCGGCAUUCAGGCAGAAGAGAAGAAGGUGAAUCAGAUCACCACCAAGGUGAAGGAGGCACGCAGUGACCGAGGAUAUGACAUCCUGCACUUUGUGGCUGAGUUCAUGUCACCGCAGGGCCUGAGGGAAGUGGUGCUGCCCCUGAGAGAAGUGCUGGGCCAGACACAGGACCGAGCCGUGGUGGCCAAAAUGGCUCGCUGCCUGGCGAGGGUUGCCAAUGGCCUAGAGAAGAACCAGAAUGUCUCUGUCACCCAGAAGUCGAUGUUUGUGUAUGGAAUACUGAAUGAAAAGCUGCCAGAAAUGACGACAGACACAAUGGGAAAUCCACAGCAAAAGAGCAAGAUUGAUAGACCAGACUCGUAUCUUUUGGCACCUGAGCCAAAAAGAGCAAGGUUGAACCCCAAGACCUCACUGAAGGCCACAGCUCAUAUUCUGGUGGAGUUUGCUCUGCAACUCUUGUGCAGCCUCAUGCGUCAGGGGCAGCUACUCCCCUCAAACACAGACCACGUGGCCCUCCUUGACCCAUAUGUGGCCACCAUGACCCAGUGCAUAAAUUCAGAUCACCCAGAGGUCAGCAUUCAGACCCUCAAGUGUAUUAAUUGGCUGGUCAAGUUCCCUCUCCCAUCCCUGCAGAAGGAGCUGAAGAAGAUUUGUCAGCAGAUGUUUGUGGUGCUGCACAAGUACUCCUCCCCAGAGUUGGCCCGAGGAAUGUAUGACCUGGUGCAGCUGUCCUUCAAGACCUUGGCUGUGGUGGUGCGCAGCGUGGAGUCCUACAUGCUGACGGAGGAGGAGCUGGAGGUCCUUCUAGGAUACGUAACCAGCAGUCUGGAAGACUCACGACAGCAGCAAACAGCCUUCAUUGUGCUGCAGGCUGUGCUGGCCAGGAAGGUGGACUCGGCCAGCCUGCACGAGCUGCUGACACGUGUCAAGGAGAUGAGCAUCACCUGUGGAAGGCAGUACCCACUGCAGCAGGCCAGAGUCACCUAUCACACCUAUCUCCUCACCUACCCCAUGAAACCCCGACGCAUCACCUCAAACAUCUUCUACUUUCUGGACAACAUCUCGUACCCGGUGGAGGAGGGUAGGCUCUCGGCAGCCACCAUGAUCAACGCAGUGGUGUCCAACUUCCCUGCCAAGCUGAUCACCCGCUCGGUGGAGACCAACCUGUGGUUCAAUGUGUCAGAGCAGCUGGUCAAGGAACAUUCCAAGGACAACUGUGCUCUGCUUCAUAAAAUCUUGAAGACUCUGUUUGAAAGAUCCAUCCGGAAAGAGAUGCUUGUUGAUCUCUGUCUGAAAUUACUGGCUGAGGCUGAAGACAGCACACCAGACUAUACAGCCUACUUGGUGGCUUCCAAGUCUCUCUCUGCCUUCAUGGAUGUCCCCAUCAAACUACUCCCCAAAAGCCUCCUGUCAGGGGUCCUGCCACGAGUAGUGUCCCUUGUACACCCUUCCAAGUAUACUGCCAGCACCACCUCCAUGGAAGUCUCGCCACACAUUCAGCAGAUGGACACCACUCUAGUCAGCCUUUUGGAGGUGCUCAGCAAACUCACUGGAGCCUUCCAGUCCCACUCAGAAUGGAGUGAGCAUGCCAAGGAUGAGCUAUGGGAGAAUGUGCAGUGCCAUCUAUCCUACCCACACCUGCAUGUGAGGGUGAGAGCAGCUGGGCUGGUGGGGCAGCUGCUGGUGGCACAUCCUGUGGAGGGAGACACCUCUCCACCACUGGCUGCCACUCCUGAGCAAGUAAGGAAUCUGGCCAUGGCACUGUGUGAGCUGCUCAGAACACAAGCUGGCCCAGAAACACACCUACUGACUCAGUUGUCUCUGGCAGCUGUGAGGAAUCUCAUUUACUUGGUCCGGCACUCAGUGAAGGUUCCAUUGGAGAGGGAGACACUCAAAGCUGCAAGUUUUGCUGGGGAGGAUGUUGAGAAAGAUCAGGAUGCUAGUGGUGAAACUAAAAGGAAAAAUGUGGAUCCUAUAGAAGAGAAGGGGCAGUACUGUGAUAGCAAGAAAAGCAGAAUUAAAAAUGUAAAGAAAAGCAAAAGGCUUAUUCAGACUACAAACAAAAGGAGGACCAGUUGUGAGGGAAUGGGAGCAAUUAAAAAGGAGUCUAGAAAUAGCUUCUCUGCGGAAACAGACACACAAAUCGUGCAGAAGAACCAUAUGAAGAGCAACCACACAGGAACCCGUGAGGAGAAUGAGAAGAGUGCAGACAAGGAUGAAGAGGCUGGUAACAACACCAGGGCACUUAUUACAGGUGCCUUGUGGGUCUUGCACCGUGUGGGGAACAUGGCAUACGAGGAGCUGCAGACGGCUGCAUCUGGACGCACUGUGACUCGCGAGGCACUCCUCAACCUGAUGGCUGGAUUGCUGGUGGUAGCCGGGCCAGAUGCCAAGGUGCCGAGGCUCUUUAUGUACAUCAUCAAGCACCUGGCCAGGGAGCUGACGGACGAACACCUGCCAGAGGUGCUGAAGGAGAGGACACGUGAGGUGGCCAACCUGGUGAAGGAGACAAUUGGUGUGGAGACCUACACUCGCCACUUGGCUGCUGCCCAGACUUCCUUGGCCAGGAAGAGGCUGGACCGCCGUGCUCAAGAGCUUCAGCAGAAGGUGGUUGACCCACAGCUUGCCCAGCGGAGGAAGAGGAAGAAACAGGAAGCACUGAAGGAGUCAAGGAAGAGGAAGAUUGCUGAAAGGAAGGGCAAGAGUGUAAAAGGAGGUAAAGGUGCCAAGGGUAGUAAGGGUGGCAAGCGUGCCAAGACAUCCAAGGACAACACCAGAAGAAAGAAGCCAAAAAUGAUGGAUGAGGUGGUGGUGAGGGAGUGAAUGAGACAGUUUUGCAAGUGAGGCUUUUCUGCUGUAGAAAUAUUCUUGUUAAAGUUAAUAUCUCAUUACUUUUGCAAAAUUGUUUUUUAUAUGUACAGUAUAGCUAAUAAUAGCAUGUCAUUUUCUGUGUAGUGAGCACCCUGAAAUAUAUUACUUUGUACGAGUUCUAAAAUAUAAUUGAUCUUAAAUAAAUAGGAAUGAAUUCAAA
Messenger RNA from Portunus trituberculatus (swimming crab), 9236 nucleotides. Its product is annotated as small subunit processome component 20 homolog. The record is from RefSeq and is a predicted model, not a curated record. NCBI's taxonomy places the organism in Eukaryota, Metazoa, Arthropoda, Malacostraca, Decapoda, Portunidae. Gene Ontology annotation, cellular component: 90S preribosome; nucleolus; small-subunit processome.